This is a messenger RNA of Effrenium voratum, 309 nucleotides long. Lineage: Eukaryota; Dinophyceae; Suessiales; Symbiodiniaceae. The record is from the annotation of a GenBank genome assembly.
AUGCCGCUCAUCGCCUCGCCCAUCAAUGCACACGGAGCGGGCAUGUCGUCCUUGUCACGGAGGAGUCGAAGAGUUCUUGGCCAAAGCUUCAAUUUCCUUCGCACCUUUGCGGCCGCAUCGCCGAUGUUGCCCAAAUUGAGGCUGGUGGGCGCAGGCCUUGCAAAAUUCACCACAGUCACCAGCCAGUGGCUGGCGACUGUGCUGUUCUGGGCAAGGGCAUCGCCCAGCGCCUGCGACGCAUCGGUUCAGCUGCCAGAAGCCAGAAUGUCAAAUAAAGGCAAAGCAGAAUCGCAGUGCAGCGCGUCAUGA